UCUGGUUGGCAUUAGGUUGAGGGUGCAGCAGACAACUUUCCGAAUCUCUUGGUUAGAUUACUACACUUGUGGUGCCGUGGCGAUGAGUUCAAAAUCCAAACACUGAAGAAAUCAAUUAAUUUCAGCCUUCUUCUCCAAUUCUCGCUGCACUCUUGUUUUGAUGCGAUCCAUCAUUACUUCUAAUAUCAUGCUCUUUUGAGCUACGAGUUUGGUUCUACUGCAAGAGGACAAUCCAUGGAAACGGAAAGGGUUGAUUUGAUCAGUGGGUUACCGUUUGAAGUUCUGCGGCGAAUCGUUUCGUUUCUUCCGUUGAAAGAAGCAGUUAGAACCAGCGUUCUUUCGACACUGUGGAGCGGCCUCUGGAAACCAGUUCAAGUAAACAUGGAAGCUGAUUCAAAUGAAAACCUAGCCCGUGAAAUGGCUCGAUUCCUGAGAUCUCGGGAAGGUCCUCAGCAAUGGAAGUUCCAUCUCAAAAUCCGCGAAAAGGACGGUUUAAAGAUGGAGGAUGACCUAAUGUUCGCGGCCACCAUGGGAGCAGAGGAGGAGCUCCAUCUUGAUUUCUUUGGAGGGAUCCGAACGAGAGACAAUUUCGAUUUGACGUUAGAAUCAAGCUGUUUGAGCCCUUCCAAAUAUUCGUGUCUCAAGACUCUGCACCUAAGAUCAGCAAACAGGUUCUUUCAACGCCUGGUUUCUAACUUGUUCUCCAAUUUUCAGUUUCUCGAAAGCUUGAGGCUAGAAAAUUGCUGCGGCCUAGAGAAUGUCGAUAUCAAAGCAAAUGGCUAUCUCCAGAGAUUCGCGAUGGUAGAUUGCCCAGAAACAGCCAGUAUCACACUCUCUGCGUUGAAUCUAAAAUCCUUCAGGUACAGAGGAGCUCUUCCGCUGAUUCAGCUGAAGAACUCGCCCGAUUUGGUUGAUGUGAUACUGGAUUUGAGAGAAGGUCCUGGCCAGAUUGAGUUUGAUUGCGAGGAUGUUCUACCACUUCUUGAAUCUCUUCGAGACAUCGAGACUCUCACGAUAAGCAGUUGGCUCCUUGAGUGGCUGUGCACAGGUGGGGUGAUAUUCGGCAGGCUUCAAUUCCAAUUCAACAGGCUGAAAGAACUCCGCUGGGUCGGCCCCCAGAUCGACCAACCAAAGAGGGAUUCAUUGGCUUGUUUCUUGGACAUCUUGCCUGUCUUGGAAAGAUUGCUUUUAACAAUUGACCAAAGCUGCAGGCAAUUUCAACGGCCCUUUUUCAUUCAGUACUGGCACGAGCCCCACUUAUGGACUGAAAAUUCAACUGCCGAAUCGAAUGCUUCGCAGCUGAAUCACCUUGAAGUUGUUCGGUUGGUGGGGUUCACGGAUACAGAAGAUGAGUUGCUGCUGAUGGAUCACUUGCUUAAGAGGGCGUUUACUGCGAAAUCGAUGAUUCUUACCUCGCCGGGGAACCGAUCAUGGUGGGUGGCUAAAAUCCCUUGCAGUCAGAUGAAGCAGACAUCGAGGUGUCAUUCAAAACACAUAGGGAUUUCAUUUCCAGACAAGAGGUAUUUCUUUGGCUUAAGAGAACAAAGAGAAUGACUGACGGCUCGCUUGUAGCAAUUAAUUGGCAAAUGCCUGGUGUUGGUACUUUAGCAUGAACUACUUACUUUUGGUCUUUGUGAUGGGUAAAAUUGUGGUGAAAAUCGAAUCGUUAUUUUAUUUAUUUAAACCCUAGACCUUAAAGGCCAAA
Molecule: messenger RNA, 1705 nt
Organism: Diospyros lotus (date-plum)
Lineage: Eukaryota; Viridiplantae; Streptophyta; Magnoliopsida; Ericales; Ebenaceae
Product: F-box protein At2g39490-like
Exons: 3
Coding region: 235-1554 (439 amino acids)
Molecular function (GO): protein binding
Source: RefSeq, a predicted model, not a curated record